Messenger RNA from Myripristis murdjan (pinecone soldierfish), 942 nucleotides. RefSeq names its product membrane-spanning 4-domains subfamily A member 4D-like. The record is from RefSeq and is a predicted model, not a curated record. Lineage: Eukaryota; Metazoa; Chordata; Actinopteri; Holocentriformes; Holocentridae. The transcript has 7 exons. The coding region runs from base 87 to 674 and encodes 195 amino acids.
CUAAAAUCCCCCUUCCCUUCUCACUCGCAGUCCUUUUUUCCACAUGAACACUGCAAACAAGACCUAACUCAGUGGCAUUUCUGACAAUGGAGGAUACUGAGUCAACAGCUAGGGAGAGGACGAGAGGAAAUGACGGGAAUCAGGAACCAGAGACGAACACAGUACUGAUGUCUAGCAAGCCUCUGCAUCGAUUCAUCAGUGGAGACCCGAAAAGUCUUGGGAUUGUUGUCCUGAUCUUUGGCUGUGCAGAGCUCCUGAUGGGAUUUCAGAUGGCCAAAGACAAACUUGAAAACUCUACUAAGAUCUACGUCCCUUUCUGGCAGGGGGCUCUGUUUCUCAUCUGUGGAAACCUCUCUAUCUACACUGGGGUGCAUCCAUCCAAGAGAAUGGUGACAGUGUGUUUGGCCAUGUAUGUGGUUUCCAUCUUGGGAAUCCUGCUCUCGCUUGGCAUUAGGAUAUGGAGUAUCUGUUAUCUCCUCCACCUCCUUUGGCGGUAUUGGAGCAGGACCUGGGCCCAACGGGAAGCUACACAGCUUCUGAUGGUUGAGGUCGUAUUGUUCAUUUCCACUUUCUGUGUGUCAGUGCUUCUCAUCUUCCUGUCUGCAAAGGCACGUUUAGCCUUGAAAUCCACACACACUCAGGUUGUUGUCCAGCAUGUCCAGCAAGCAGAGUGACAGCACAUCAGCCUGAGAUCAACAUAUUACAUUAUAUCUAAUAUAUAACCUCAGUGCCAGCUGCAACAUUUUUUCCUUGCAUAAACCUCCUCUACAAGACAAGACAUGCAUGUGUUGUGUAUCCUGUAUGUGCAAGUGCUACACCACCAGAUGGCAGCAUAGCUCAGUCACACCCUAUGGUAUUUUUCAGUAACUGCAUAUUACCCAUCAGACACUUUACAUUUGUGACUUGUGAUUUUAAGUUGGGUGAUCUGAAAAUGAAGCCACA